Messenger RNA from Capsaspora owczarzaki ATCC 30864, 2200 nucleotides. Its product is annotated as long-chain-fatty-acid-CoA ligase. The record is from RefSeq and is a predicted model, not a curated record. The transcript is spliced from 2 exons. The coding region runs from base 49 to 2001 and encodes 650 amino acids. NCBI's taxonomy places the organism in Eukaryota, Filasterea, Ministeriida, Capsasporidae. Gene Ontology annotation, molecular function: long-chain fatty acid-CoA ligase activity. Gene Ontology annotation, cellular component: endoplasmic reticulum; membrane.
UUUUUUUUUUUUUUUCUUCAGUUUCCCAUCCUUUCGCUCAACUUUACCAUGGCAUCGGGCAGCACGACUUCGUCCAAGCACUGGACCGUCGCAGCAGACGGCGAAGUGCGUCUGAAGCAGACCCUCGAGGGCAUGGGCUCCACGGCCCCGCUCACCGUGUUCGAGGUCUUCAAACGCACUGUCGACAAGUACCCCAAGAAGGACGCGCUCAAGGUCCAGCGCGGUGGCGGCUGGAAGACUUGGACGUGGCACAUGUACUAUGCGGACGUGUGCGCUGCCGCCAAGUCGAUGAUUGUUCUGGGUCUGCAGCCCUACCAUGCCGUGGGCAUUCUUGGCUUCAACUCGCCCGAGUGGUUUAUUGCCGAUCUGGCUGCCAUCAUUGCAGGCGGCUUUGCUGCCGGCAUCUACACGACAAACUCGCCCGAGGCGUGCCACUAUGUUGCCGAGCACUCGCGCGCCAACAUCAUCGUGGUCGAGGACGACCGUCAGCUGCAGAAGAUUCUCGCCGUGCGCGACCGUCUCCCCAACCUCAAGGCCAUCGUCCAGUACACUGGCACGGUGUCGAGCGACCUCAAGAAGAAGAACGUGUACGAGUGGGCCGACUUUAUGCAGCUCGGCCGCGACAUUCCAGACUUUGAGGUCCAGUGGCGCAUCCAGGCGCUCAAGCCCAACCAGUGCGCCACGCUGAUCUACACGUCUGGCACCACCGGCAACCCCAAGGCCGUCAUGAUCUCGCACGACAACAUGACCUGGACCGCGCAGACCUGCAUCAACAUUCUCAAGGUUGUGCCCGAGGACGAGCUCAUCAGCUACCUGCCUCUCUCGCACGUUGCUGCCCAGAUGAUUGACAUCCAUGCUCCGCUCGCCACCGGUCUCACUGUCUGGUUUGCCCAGCCCGACGCUCUCAAGGGAGGCCUGGUCAACACGCUGCGCGAGGUCCGCCCGACCGUCUUCCUCGGCGUCCCGCGCGUCUGGGAAAAGAUGCAGGAGAAGAUGCUGGCCAUCGGCAAGCAGACCACUGGCCUGAAGAAGACGAUUGCCACCUGGGCCAAGAGCAUUGGUCUGGAGGGCAAUCUUUCGCUCCAGAACGGCCGCGACGUGCCGUGGGGCUGGUCGAUUGCCAACGGCCUGGUCUUCUCCAAGAUCCGCGAGGCGCUUGGCCUCGACCGUUGCCGCAUCCAGGCGACCGCCGCCGCGCCCAUCACGCGCGAGACCCUCGAGUACUUUUUGUCGCUCAACAUUCCCGUGUACGAGAUUUACGGCAUGUCCGAGUGCUCGGGCCCCCAGACGGUCUCCUUGCCCGAGACGUACCGCACGGGCUCGUGCGGCCCGUCCGUCCCCGGCACGGAGCUGCGCAUCAUGAACCCGGACAAGGACGGCAACGGCGAGAUUUGCUUCCGCGGCCGACACGUCUUCAUGGGCUACCUCUUUGACGAGGCCAAGACCCGCGAGGCGAUUGACGACGACGGCUGGCUCCACUCCGGUGACAUUGGCCGUGUCGACAGCCAGGGCCUUCUGUACAUUACUGGCCGCCUGAAGGAGCUGCUCAUCACCGCUGGUGGCGAGAACGUUGCGCCCGUCCCCAUCGAAAACACCGUCAAGGAGAACCUGCCGUUCAUCUCCAACUGCAUUCUCAUUGGCGACAAGCGCAAGUUCCUCACCAUGCUCCUGACCCUCCGCUGCGAGCUUGACGACGAGGGUGCGCCCACCGAGCGUCUGUCCGAGCUCACUCUGCACGACACGCGCAAGCUUGGCUGCAACUCCACCCUUGUGGCCGAGGCAAUUCUGGAUCCCAACAUUCGCGCUGAAAUCCAGCGCGGCAUUGACCGGGCCAACCACAAGGCCGUCUCGGCCGCUCAGCGCAUUCAAAAGUGGGAGCUGAUCGCCGGCGACUUUAGCAUUCCCGGAGGCGAGCUUGGUCCUACUCUCAAGCUCAAGCGCCCACAAGUCGUGAGCAAGUAUGCCGAGGUGAUUGAGCGCUUCUACCAUGGCACUGAAUAACGAGAUGAAUGAAUCGGCGAAACACAAGACAAAAAAGAAUUAUUGUUUUUGGCCAUUUUGUUUGUCCCUCCCACCUCUCGCCACUCUCCUCUGGUUGAGGGGUCGAAUGUUUUUUUUUGCUCAUGUUGUUUGCAAGUUUUGAAAUGAAAUAAAGCAUGUGUCGUUCAGCGUAUCAGAAUUGCGAUGAACAAUUGUUUAC